Gadus chalcogrammus (walleye pollock) is the source of this 6152-nucleotide messenger RNA. It is a transcript of the gene myo5b, whose product is annotated as myosin VB. The record is from RefSeq and is a predicted model, not a curated record. NCBI's taxonomy places the organism in Eukaryota, Metazoa, Chordata, Actinopteri, Gadiformes, Gadidae. The transcript is spliced from 40 exons. Gene Ontology annotation, cellular component: cytoplasm; vesicle; myosin complex. Gene Ontology annotation, molecular function: ATP binding; actin filament binding; microfilament motor activity. Bases 596 to 6136 code for a protein of 1846 amino acids. Gene Ontology annotation, biological process: vesicle transport along actin filament; actin filament organization.
UGUUCAUGGUUAGGUGUAGGGUGAGCUAAGGUUGUAGGCUGUUUCUGAUAGCCUACGUCCGGCAGAAGGCAGGUAGUACUCAGACCAACUGUUUACGUUUGGGAUGUGAGUGCAGUUCCCUCACCGUCCACCUGGUGUCGCGCUUGAGGCGCACAGGUACAGGUCUACAAUGACCCAAGCUGUCUGCGGUUCAGUGAAGUGUCGCUCCAACGGGUCAAUGGGUAUCGCUGACAGGAAGUAGAUGGAUCCCGUGUUUACAACAGAGUACUCUCUAUGCUGGACAAAAAGUACAACUUUUUGACAGCGGUGUUACAUUCGCUUUAACUUCAAGGUUUGUUUUUGGAAAAACGCACGGUGUUUGAAUAAGACAAUACCGACUAGCAGCAGCAGCCUGAUUCCCCGCUGGGAGACACCUGCUGUUACCAGGAACAGGAGUUCAUACCGCGGCGUGACGCGAAUGUGGAAGUUAUUAUGGAAAUAAACGGAACAAUACGCGAACGUUAACUUAACGUUGAGGACACUACUAGUUUAUGUGAAGCUAAAAGUGAUCUAUAAUGUCUACCAUGGAGCGGUCGUAGAUCAAGUGGACUAAACGAUGUCUGUGAACGAGUUGUACACACAGCGGACUCGGGUGUGGAUCGCCGACUCUGAGGAUGUGUGGAAGCCGGCCGAGAUCACCAAAGACUACAAGGAGGGGGAGCCCAUCCUGCACCUCAGGCAGGAGGAUGAGACGCCCCUUGAGUACCGUAUCGGUCCGAAAGACCCCCUCCCCUUCCUACGAAACCCUGACAUCCUGGUGGGAGAGAAUGACCUCACGGCCCUCAGCUACCUGCACGAGCCGGCCGUCCUGCACAACCUCAAGGUCCGCUUCCUGGAGUCCAACCACAUCUACACCUACUGCGGGAUCGUGUUGGUGGCCAUCAACCCCUAUGAGCAGCUGGCCAUCUACGGCGAGGAGGUGAUCAAUGCCUACAGCGGGCAGAACAUGGGGGACAUGGACCCCCACAUAUUUGCGGUGGCGGAGGAGGCGUACAAGCAGAUGGCCAGGGAUGAGCGGAACCAGUCCAUCAUCGUGAGCGGCGAGUCCGGCGCCGGGAAGACGGUGUCGGCCAAGUACGCCAUGCGCUUCUUCGCCACGGUGGGCGGGUCGGCGGGGAACACCAACGUGGAGGAGAAGGUCCUGGCCUCCAGUCCCAUCAUGGAGGCUAUCGGAAACGCCAAGACGACCCGCAACGACAACAGCAGUCGCUUCGGGAAGUACAUCCAGAUCGGUUUCGACCGGCAGUACCACAUCAUCGGGGCCAACAUGCGCACCUACCUGCUGGAGAAGUCCCGCGUGGUCUUUCAGGCCGAGGAUGAGAGGAACUACCACAUCUUUUAUCAGCUCUGUGCCUGCGCUAGUUUACCAGAGUUUAAAGACUUGGCCUUGUCGAGUGCAGAGGACUUUAUCUACACGUCGUUCGGGGAGAACAUCUUCAUAGAGGGAGUCAACGACGCGUUGGACUUUGAGAAGACCAAGGAAGCCUUCACCCUCCUGGGUGUGAAGGAGAACAUGCAGAGCAGCAUUAUUAAGAUCAUAGCUGCCAUCCUGCAUCUGGGCAACGUUGAGAUCUGCUCCGAGCGGGACGGGGACUCCUGCCACGUUUUGGGCGAAGACCGCCACCUGAAGCACUUCUGCCGCCUGCUGGGCGUGGAGCUGGAGCAGAUGGAGCACUGGCUGUGUCACCGGAAGCUGGUGACUUCGUCUGAGACCUACGUGAAGAACAUGUCCUGCAAGCAGGCCAGCAACGCCCGCGACGCGCUGGCCAAGCACAUCUACGCGCACAUGUUCGACUGGAUCGUGGAGCACGUCAACAAGGCGCUGCACACCACCGCCAAGCAGCGCUCCUUCAUCGGCGUGCUGGACAUCUACGGGUUCGAGACAUUUGAGAUCAACAGUUUUGAGCAGUUCUGCAUCAACUACGCCAAUGAGAAGCUGCAGCAACAGUUCAACUCGCACGUGUUCAAGCUAGAGCAGGAGGAGUACAUGAAGGAACAGAUUCCCUGGACCCUGAUAGACUUCUAUGACAACCAGCCGUGCAUAGACCUGAUCGAGGCCAAGCUGGGCAUCCUGGACCUGCUGGACGAAGAGUGCCGAGUGCCCAAGGGCACGGAUGAGAACUGGUGCCAGAAGCUGUACGGGAAGCACUCAGGAAGCGCUCACUUCCAGAAGCCACGCAUGUCCAACACCUCCUUCAUCAUCAUCCACUUCGCAGACAAGGUGGAGUACCAGUGUGAGGGCUUCCUGGAGAAGAACAGAGACACCGUGUACGAGGAACAGAUCAAUAUCCUGAAAGCUAGUAAGUUUCAGAUGGUGGCAGAUCUAUUCCUGGAGAAGAAGGAGUCCAGCUCUUCCACACCCGGUAGUAAAACCUCCAGGAUUAACGUGAGGUCCGCCAAGACCGUCCCGAAGACCCCCAACAAGGAGCACAGGAAGACAGUAGGCCACCAGUUCCGGAGCUCCCUCCAGCUCCUCAUGGAGACUCUGAACGCCACCACGCCUCACUACGUGCGCUGCAUCAAGCCAAACGACGAGAAGAUGUCCUUCGUGUUCGACUCCAAGCGAGCGGUUCAACAGCUGAGGGCAUGUGGAGUCCUGGAGACCAUUCGCAUCAGUGCUGCUGGUUACCCGUCAAGAUGGACGUACCAAGACUUCUUCAACAGAUACCGGGUGCUCAUGAAGAGGGCUGACAUGACCAAUUCCGACAAGAAGCUUGUGUGUCGGAACCUGCUGGCGACCCUGAUCAAGGACGAGGACAAGUUCCAGUUCGGCAAGACGAAGAUCUUCUUCCGGGCGGGCCAGGUGGCGUACCUGGAGAAGCUGCGGGCGGACAAGUUCCGCUCGGCGUGCAUCAAGAUCCAGAAGACGGUGCGCGGCUGGCUCCAGCGGCUCCGCUACCGCAAGAUCCGCCGCUCUGCAGUGCUGCUGCAGAGAUAUGGCCGCGGCUACAUGGCCCGCAGGUACGCCGAGCAGCUGAGGCUGACGCGGGCAGCCGUCAUCUGCCAGAAGCAGUGCCGCAUGGUGAGAGACAGACGGGCCUUCCUGAGGGUGAGACGGGCAGUGGUCACCAUCCAGGCCUACACCCGGGGCAUGUACACCCGCAGGAUCUUCAAGGAGUUCCUCCUGCACCACAAGGCCAUGGUGAUCCAGAAGAACGUGCGCGGCUGGCUGGCCCGGAAGAAGUUCCGGCGGGCGCGCGACGCGGCCGUCACCAUCCAGUGCGCCGUGCGCUGCAUGCGGGCCAAGCGGCUCACCAAGCAGCUGAAGAUCGACGCCCGCUCGGCCCAGCACCUGAAGAAGCUCAACUCGGGCAUGGAGAACAAGAUCGUGCAGCUCCAGAGGAAGAUGGACGACCAGUCCAAGGACCUCAAGACCCAGAACGAGCAGCUGCUGUCCCACAACAAUAACCUGGGGUCGGAGGUCGGCAAGCUGCAGAAGGAGCUGGAGCAGGUCCGCCUCCGCCACGGCGACGGCAACCAACUGACCUCCCUGCAGGAGGAGCUGGCCCGGCUGAGGGCGGAGCUAAAGAAGUCACAUGACUUGAACCAGAGGCAGGAGGCGGAGCACGGCAGCGAGAAGCUGGUCCUGACUCAGCGCGUGGAGGAGUUGGAGAAGGAGAACCACCUGCUGAAGAGCGAUAAGGAGCAGAUGAACCACAAGCUGCUGCAGCACUCCAAGAGCACUGAAGACCAGGAGAGCAGCGCCUCCCAGAGGGAGACGGACCUCCAGAAGGACCUGGACCAGGAGAGACUCCGCUACCAGAACCUCCUGAAGGAGUUCUCCAGGAUGGAGCAGCGCUUCGACAACCUGGAGGAGGAGGUGGCGCUCACCAAGCGAGGCCACAGGAGAAACCCGUCCAACGUGAGCAGCCUGGAGUCUGACUCCAACUACCCCUCCAUCUCCACCUCGGAGGUGGGCGACGCGGAGGACGCCAUUCAGAUGGUGGAGGACAUGGGCGUGGAGAAGGCAGCGAUGGACAUCAGCAUCUUCAUGAAGCUGCAGAAGCGCGUGCGGGAGCUGGAACUGGAGAGGAAGAGGUUGCAGGCCCACAUAGACAAGAUUGAGGAGCUUGCCAAGAGCAAGGUCACGGAGAGAAGGAACUUGACAUCCCAGGAUGAAGUCGCAGAUCUGGCCUACAACAGUUUGAAGAGGCAAGAGCUGGAAUCGGAGAACAAGAAGCUGAAGAACGACCUGAACGAGAUGAGGAGGACCGUCGGCGACCGGGUCUCCGACGACAGCUCGUCCAAUGAGCUUCAGGAGAGCUACAAGCUGCUGCUCACCCAGCUGAAAGCGGCCAAUGAGGAGCUGGACAUGCGCAAGGAGGAGGUGCUUCUGCUCAGAACCAAGAUAGUCAGUGGCCCACAGCAAAAUGGACUUGUUGACAGUGAAAAGGUGAGCAGCAUCGAGGCUGAGGUGAACAACAAGAAACCUCCCAAGGAUAAGGAGGAGGCGCUGAAGGCCUACCAGGAGGUGUCUGAGUCCAAGAGCUUCUCUGAGGACUGGGCUCAUUUGAACGAAGACGGGGAGCUGGGCUUGGCCUACCAGGGGCUGAAAGAAGUAGCCAGGGUGCUGGAGGCCCAGGUGCAGAGCCUGUCCCGGCAGCAUAAGGACGAGCUGGAGGCGCUGCACACCCAGAUCGAGGUGCUGCGCGGCGACCUGGAGAAGAAGACGGAGGCGCUGAACCACACCAUGUCCCUGUCCCCCGAGGCCCAGGUGGAGUACAGCGUGCAGCAGGAGAUCACCCGGCUCACCAACGACAACCUGGACCUGAAGGAGCUGGUGGAGAAGCUGGAGAAGAAUGAGAGGAAGUUGAAGAAGCAGCUCAGGAUCUACAUGAAGAAGAUCCAGGAACUUGAGGUGUCCCCGGUGACGCCGGUGAACUCGGCGCGUCCCGAGCUCAGCCGCCAGGUGACGGUGCAGCGCCGGGAGAAGGACUUUGAGGGCAUGCUGGAGUACUGCAAGGAGGACGAGGCCCUGCUGCUCAAGGCCCUCAUCGCCGAGAUCCGCCCCAGCUCCGUGUCGGCGACGGUGCCCUGCCUCCCGGCCUACAUCCUGUUCAUGUGCAUCCGCCACGCCGACUACGUCAACGACGACGAGAAGGUGGAGUCCCUGCUCACUUCCACCAUCAACUCCAUCAAGAAGGUCCUCAAGAAAAACGUCAACGACUUUGAGAUGGUGUCCUUCUGGCUGGCCAACACUAGCCGCCUGCUGCACUGCCUGAAGCAAUACAGCGGCGAUGAGGCGUUCAUGACCCAGAACACGGGCAAGCAGAACGAGCACUGCCUGAAGAACUUUGACCUGGCCGAGUACCGGCAGGUGCUGAGCGACCUCUCCAUCCAGAUCUACCAGCAGCUCAUCAAGGUGGCCGAGGGCAUCAUGCAGCCCAUGAUCGUGUCGGCCAUGCUGGAGAGCGAGAGCAUCCCCAGCCUGUCCGGGGUGAAGCCCAUGGGCUACCGGAACCGCUCGUCCAGCAUGGACCACGACGGCAAAGGGCCCAGCACCUACACCCUGGGCGCACUGAUCCGCCAGCUGGGGCAGUUCCACAGCGUGAUGGGUGAGCACGGCCUGGACCCCGAGAUCGUCAGCCAGGUGGUCCGGCAGCUGUUCCACUGCAUCAACGCCUUCACCCUCAACAACCUGCUGCUGCGCAAGGACGUGUGCUCGUGGAGCACCGGCAUGCAGCUCAGGUACAACAUCAGCCAGAUGGAGGAGUGGCUGCGGGCCAACAACCUGCAGCAGAGCAAGGCGGCGCCCACGCUGGAGCCCAUCAUCCAGGCCGCCCAGCUGCUGCAGGUCAAGAAGAAGACGUCCCAGGACGCCGAGGCCAUCUGCGCCCUCUGCACCGCACUCACCAUGCAGCAGAUUGUGAAGAUUCUGAACCUGUACACUCCGCUGAACGAGUUUGAGGAGCGGGUCACCGUCUCCUUCAUCCGAAACAUUCAGAGUAACCUCCAGGAGAGGAACGACGCGCCCACGCUGCUGGUAGACACCAAGCACACCUUCCCGGUGCUCUUCCCCUACACGCCCUCCGCCCUCAGCCUGGAGACCCUGCACAUCCCCGCCUCCCUGGGGCUGGGCUUCCUGGUCAGGGUGUAGCACCCCCAACCCUCCC